Messenger RNA from Pipistrellus kuhlii (Kuhl's pipistrelle), 2603 nucleotides. RefSeq names its product SH3 domain containing GRB2 like 2, endophilin A1 (gene SH3GL2). Gene Ontology annotation, cellular component: glutamatergic synapse; cytoplasm; presynapse. The coding region runs from base 192 to 1250 and encodes 352 amino acids. Gene Ontology annotation, molecular function: protein binding. The transcript has 9 exons. The record is from RefSeq and is a predicted model, not a curated record. NCBI's taxonomy places the organism in Eukaryota, Metazoa, Chordata, Mammalia, Chiroptera, Vespertilionidae. Gene Ontology annotation, biological process: synaptic vesicle uncoating.
CUGACGUCAGUGUGUCUCUCCGCACCAGCCCGCGUCCCGCGGCUCCGCGCCCACGGCCCCGCGGCUGCACGACGAGCGGCGGCCGGGAGCGCGCCGCUCCGCUCGGCCCCGCUGCUCCGUUCCGCCGCUCCCUCCUUCCCGCUCCGGCACCCGCACCCGCAUCCACGGCAGCUUCCCGCGCCCCCAGCACCAUGUCGGUGGCCGGGCUGAAGAAGCAGUUCCAUAAAGCCACGCAGAAAGUGAGUGAAAAGGUUGGAGGAGCUGAAGGAACCAAGCUAGAUCAUGACUUCAAGGAGAUGGAGCGGAAAGUGGAUGUCACCAGCAGGGCUGUGAUGGAAAUAAUGACCAAAACAAUCGAAUACCUUCAACCCAAUCCAGCUUCCAGAGCUAAACUCAGCAUGAUCAACACAAUGUCCAAAAUCCGCGGGCAGGAGAAGGGGCCAGGCUACCCUCAGGCAGAAGCACUGCUGGCGGAGGCCAUGCUCAAGUUCGGGAGGGAGCUGGGAGAUGACUGCAACUUCGGCCCUGCACUCGGUGAGGUGGGGGAGGCCAUGCGGGACCUCUCAGAAGUGAAAGACUCUUUGGACAUGGAGGUGAAGCAGAACUUCAUUGACCCCCUUCAGAAUCUUCACGACAAAGACCUGAGGGAAAUUCAGCAUCAUCUAAAGAAGUUGGAGGGUCGACGCCUGGACUUCGAUUAUAAGAAGAAACGACAAGGCAAGAUUCCAGAUGAAGAGAUCCGUCAAGCUCUGGAGAAAUUUGACGAGUCUAAAGAAAUUGCUGAGUCAAGCAUGUUCAAUCUGCUGGAGAUGGACAUCGAACAGGUGAGCCAGCUCUCUGCGCUUGUGCAAGCCCAGCUGGAGUACCACAAGCAGGCGGUCCAGAUCCUGCAGCAGGUCACUGUCAGACUGGAAGAAAGAAUAAGACAAGCUUCGUCUCAGCCUAGAAGGGAAUAUCAGCCUAAACCGCGGAUGAGCCUGGAGUUUCCCGUUGGAGACAAUACUCAGCCCAAUGGAGGCAUCUCCCACGCGGGCACUCCCAAGCCUUCAGGUGUCCCCAUGGAUCAGCCCUGCUGCCGAGCUCUGUACGACUUUGAACCUGAAAAUGAAGGGGAAUUGGGUUUUAAAGAGGGUGACAUCAUCACACUCACUAACCAAAUUGAUGAGAACUGGUAUGAGGGGAUGCUUCAUGGCCAGUCAGGCUUCUUCCCCAUCAACUAUGUGGAAAUUCUGGUUGCCCUGCCCCAUUAGUAUGUCAUGCUGGCUGGCCCAUCUCCUCUUGACCCGGGUAGUUCAGUUUAACCACUGCUUUGGUAAUGCUGCUUCCAACACAUCCCAAUGCAGGCCGCAGUGGUCCCGGUCACCUUUGGUUGACCUGUGUGACCCCACAGGAGUCACGGUGAUGGAUGGUAUCUUCUCCGCCUGGUGGGCAUGGCAUGUGCUUUUCAAAUACCAUCUGAGACCAGCCAGACAGUUCUCAGGAGACUGCGGCUUCUUAGACUAAUGACUAUGAGCCACAGCACAGAGACACCAUCCUACAGAAGGUAUUAUCUAUCGCCCAGGGCCUUCUCCGGCUCUCAGGUUCUCCAGCUAAGCAGGAGAAAGGGUUUGCUCUCAUACCGUCCCCUCCCAAACGUGUGAGUCACAGAGUUUGUGGAAGAAAGCCUCCCUCACCAGCAAACUGCCUUCUGGGCUGAGUGAGUCCUUGGAUGCCACCAGGAAAGUGCUGAGUGUGGAUUCAAAGCCUUCUCUGGAAACGCUCACCUCUGUUCCUCCCACUUAUGCCUGUUUCCGAGGCACAGCCUGUUCCCCUUCCUCCCACUAUCCAAGCCAGAGGGGGCUCCUGUUUUAUCUCUAAGAUAGUUAGCAAUCCACAAAUUGUGGGAGGGGCUGACAAGAGGAUACUCUAUUAUAAGAAAUGGGAAGAGAUCCGUUUUCCAAGUUUAAAUGUCCUGCUGUAAAGAAACUCUGUGUGUGUGUGUGUGUGUGUGUGUGUGUGUGUGUGUGUGUGUAGGGCAUUUCUGAAGGUACAGGGAAAGGGGAACAAAUACUGUCAUUUCCGCUUUAUUUACAAAUUGUGUGUUUCAUGAAUUCAUUGGGCACAGAGACACAAGAAGAAAACCACUAGAAACCAUUUUCCCACUAGUUCCUAGACCAAGAAACAGUACAUACCUUUUCUUCCACAUUCACCUGUGUUCUUUGAACAUCAUUUGUGCAUAUUCUGCCCUCAGUGAGGACCAAGUAAAGAUGAUGUUUGUGCUUAGUAGUUUAAGAAGUGUGGCUGCAUAUGCAAAACUGUUUCCCAUUCAGUCAUCACUUUUAUCUGUCCCCUCUAUCUGCUCUUCAUUUCGUGUGUACAGUGCUGUGUGUCAGUUUCUGAGUGGUGGUGUUAUCUUUGGUAUCAGUCAUUCGAGUCCCAUUACGUUCUAUGGAGAGUUCUAUUUAUCUAGCUGUACAGAUUCUCUCAGAGGUUUAAUGUGCUGCUUCGGACGUGCCGUCUGCGGUAGUGGAUCAUGUGGAGUGAAAGGCAAAUCUUACUGCUUACUGUAUAAACUCUUACCACGGGAAGCAUCGCUGUUUCCAAUAAAUAUUGCUGAAGACAAA